Molecule: messenger RNA, 3512 nt
Organism: Magallana angulata
Lineage: Eukaryota; Metazoa; Mollusca; Bivalvia; Ostreida; Ostreidae
Product: N-acetylglucosamine-1-phosphodiester alpha-N-acetylglucosaminidase-like
Exons: 11
Coding region: 133-2028 (631 amino acids)
Source: RefSeq, a predicted model, not a curated record
CACUUGAGUGUACUUCGAACCCGAUGCUAUUUGAGUCAAUUUUUACCUCCUUUUGUUGGAGAGUUGUUGCGUGUAGAAAUUUUCUCGUGACAGUAGCAGAAGCCGAUAGAAUAGUGGAUUACGUGACACGAUAUGAAUGGAGACAGCUCGCGGAAAUUGCGAUAUAUCCUCAUUUGUAACUUUUUCUUAAACAUCAGCAUUUUUGCAAUAUGCACUCUACAGCAGAGAGACCAGUACUCGGAGGCCAGCUCCAUGGGAGGAACAAAAUUAUUUGACAAUGAGUUAGCAUCUGCUGUGACACAUGAAAAUGUAAAAGACAUUGGUUCUCUAGAGGAGGACCAAGGUAUAAAAUUAGACAUAUUACAGCCAUACAAAGAUCAUCAUGGUCCCAAACAUCGAACACAUCGUCAGGUGCGAGAGUGCCAGGAUGUUAGAUACGGAAAUGUAACUCAUUCCAAGCUUUUAUCUCAUGGAUUCCAUGGAAACAUAAGUCUUCCCAUAGCCGACACGAGGCACAUGAUCCACGUCAUGCAAGAAAACUAUUAUUUACGCCGAGAUGUACUGAUGCAUCUUUCUGUGAUAAAUAACCCCUUCUUAACAGUGUCAGUUCUUGAACCAGAGACAGAUAACGGGUGUGAGAAGGAUUUGAGAGCCACGGUGCUGGAAUCUGCUAAACAAGAGCAGUGUAUUGUGGCCAUUAAUGCUGGCUUCUUUAACACAACCAGUGGAGCUUGUAAAGGAAAUCUUGUCAGCAAUGGAAGAAUAGUGCAUGACACAGGAGGAAUUCAGAAUGCCCACUUUGGAAUUACAAAAGAUGGAUACCUCUUUAUUGGGUAUCUGUCAGAGAUUGAUUUGGUCACUCAGGACUUCCAGCAGCUGGUGGGUGGGGUGCUGUGGCUGAUCCGUGACGGAAAAUCCUACCUGGAGGAGAGUAUAAAAAUAGAAUGCUCCGACACUGAGGAAACAGGUACCCUGGAGUAUUUUGCCUCCGUUAUGUCUGCACGGACAGUAGUGGGACAUGACAGAGAGGGGCGGGUCAUCUUCAUGCAGGCCGACGGCAAGACAGGAGAAAACGGACUAAGUCUGAAGGAGUUUGUUGAAGUGAUGCUACAGUAUGGAAUAGUGAAUGCUGUUAAUCUAGAUGGAGGAGGGUCAGCUACCUACACAGUGAAUGGGACCCUCGUAAACUACCCCUCAGAUCAGUGUGUGGAUGACAAAAGAUUUAACUGUGCUAGAAAUGUGUCCACCAUCCUCUGUGCUCAUCUACCGCGAUGUCCAGAGGUCAACUGUUCAGGUCACGGUCAGUGUGUCCUUGGUCAGUGUCAAUGUCAAGGACACUGGACAGGAAGUCGAUGUGAUCAGCUGAUCUGUAGCAAUAACUGUAGCGGUCAGGGAACAUGUACUCCAGAGGGCUGCUCCUGUAAUGCUGGUCGGCAUGGUGAUGACUGCAGUAGCAGCUGUCCUGGGGGGUUCUAUGGGGCAGGGUGUAGCCACCCCUGCUCCUGUCUGAGUGGUGCAGACUGUGACCCAGUUAGAGGGGCCUGUCUCUGCCCCCCGGGUCAAACAGGGACUCUCUGUCAGAACGCAUGUCCCUAUGGUUACUAUGGCGACUCCUGUAAGGAGCAGUGUUUCUGUGAUGACGGUUGCCCGUGUCACCCGGUAACAGGAAGUUGUAACUUCUCCCAGUUACACAGCGACAUUCUCCAAGCAAGUGUCUGUUAUUCUCAGAAAAAAAUCAAAGCAGAGCAUCUAGUCCCUGACCAAUCUAGUGUCUACAGGUCCUGUCUCCUGGCUUUGGUCGUUAUCAGUGUCCUAGCAGGCCUAAGUAUUUUAAUGAACAUUGUCCUAGCCUACAAAGUGUACACCAAGAAGAAGCACAAGAGUCAGCGGCGUAAGAAGGCCGUCCUCACAAACUCCAAACAGCUGUACAAGUUCCCGGUGUCCGACACCGAGGAGGAUCUCUCCUCAUUCAGCGACUAUCCCAUGGAGCAAACCAGCUUCAUCAAGAAACCAAAGGGGUACUCCUAGCCCUCAUAGAGGUCCACAGAGAGGGAGAGGGCAUCGUUGUAGUUGUGACAGAAGCCAGCAGUGGGAGGGAGAGAGGGGACAGUCAUAGCUCUGAAAGCAGGGGUACUCAUACCUCUGACAAUUCCUGUGAUGUAAAAGAGAUGGGGGGCUUCCACAUCCUUGAUAAAAUCAUGUGAAUUGGAGGCAGGGGUACUCUUAGUUCUGCUAAGUGCUGUGAUGGAAAAAAGAUAGGGGGCUUCCGUAUCCCUGAUAAAAUCAUGUGAUUUGGAGCCAGGGGUACUCUUAGCUCUGAAUCACAUGUAGUUAGAUGAUUAAAUGAUUACCUUUAAUAUGGACCAGUGACUUAAACUCAUGUUCUACAUUGUAUAUGUAUAAUACCGUACAUGUUCUUUAAUUUAAAGGUAUAUGUAAAAUACAGGCAAGUAUUUGUAUUGAAAAGUUAUAUUGGAACGUUUACAAAAUUGAUUUUUAAAAAAAUAGUGUUUGGCACUGCAUCUAUUUUGAACUAAUACUUGCAUCUUAAAGGUUAUAGGUGUUUCUGAAGGGAAGUUAAGGAGCAAUACCAAUGAACUAGAAACAAGAAAGGAAAAAAACUGUUUUGAGAUGUAUUAUUGAAAAUUCCUCUCUUGCUGAACAGGUCUACAAUGCACAGCUUAUAAACAGUUCAGUAGAAGCAGCCUCGGAUCGCCAUAUACUUCUGUCUUCCAAUUUGUAAAUUUAUUACUUCGAUGUAGUCUUAUUUAGGUUUUCCUGUACUGUAUACAGUUAGAUUCUCUCUCAGGGAUUACUAAUUUGAUGCCUCUUAACUCACUUCAUUAAGACUUACACUUCUUAAAACUCUUCAUCACAAAUGGCAAUUUAAACUUUUUGUUGAAUUGUUUGUAUCAGUCGUUUGGUUGAAUAUCAUUAUAGCUCAGUGGUUAAGGUAUUUGGUCCGUGAACUGCAGAUCAUAUUUUUUUUUUAUUUUUGAAAAUCAUAAUUUUUUUUAUCGAAAAUUGCAUAUUUUGGCACCAGUUUGACUUAUAUACUUUUUAUGCAUUAUCCAUCUAUCAUAAUCAAGUACCGAUAUAUUGUAGUUUUGAUGUUUUGAGAAUCUAUUUCAAGGUGUAGUGAGCCUUAAAUUUUUGCACUUUUUUCCUAAAUUACAGUUGAAUGAAAUUCAAAAAACAGAAGGUUGCUUUAUUUAGUACACAUGUACCAUUAUAUAGUAUAUAAAGACUGAAUUUGCCAAAUAUUCCCAAUGUUAUUAAUAAAUGAACAAACUACAAUAGACAGUGGUAGAUUGCUAACUGUGUCCAGCAAGCCUUGUAUGAAAUCGUCUGCUCCUUUAGGUACAGAGAGAAUUGCACGAACACUAGCAUCAGCAUACAGUAAAACACAGUUAUAGCAAACAUCCUUAUUAGGAAUUGACGCUUACAGCGAAGUAAUUUCUAUUCCCCGUGACUUUAUUACAUGUUUUAAACUUGGCGGACAUAACGAAUCA